AUGUACGCCGUGCGUGGACGCCGGCGGCCCCUCUUCAGCUCGUCUGACACCGCGUGCGCGCGCUCUUUCUCUUCUCCCCCUACUCCCCCCCUGCACGCCCCCUUCGAAUUGGGCUCUGCUGCUACGGCCGUGGCGUGGCUCUUCGUGCUCCCCGCUGUGGAACACCGUGCUUCGUUUGCGGGAUGCCUCUCGACCCUGCUGGACCUUUCCGACGAACAGUAUACUGCGCUGCACUGGGCUGCAAAGUUUGGAUGCGCGGAGAUUGUUAAACUUGUAGCCGGCUCCUAUGGCCUGAACCCGAACGUCAAAUCGCACGGAGGCUACACGCCACUCCAUCUUGCAUACAUGUUCAACCAGCACCACAUAGCUGAGUUACUGCGUGCCUAUGGUGCAGAUGCCAAUGUCCGUGACAACAGUGGACGCAAACCAUGCCAAUACCUGAAGGGUGGAGUGCCACAGCCUGUCAGAGCUACAGUGGUGUCUGGCUCCAAGAGCGUCCCACAACCUUCUCGGAGCCUUGAAAAAGACUUGGGCUUCAUGCGGAUGGGGUCGUUCAACAGUAGAGUGAAGCGCACUGCAGCAGUUCUCACGAAUCCAUUCGGAGUCCAGAAGCUGAAGCCCUGGGGUUCUGCUGACAGUGUUGCCGAUGGUGCUGCUCCAUGCAUGGCGCCACCGAAAAGCAUGGUGAAGAAAAAGAAGUCAAAGAAAGUUAUAGAUUUUCCCAGCUCAAGCAGCAUGGACUCUGUGAAAUCAAGGCUCAGCAUGACACCAAAAGAGGAAUCUGAUUCUGACAGCGUCUACGGCUUUCCUUCCUGAUUAUCCCUGACCAUUGCGAGACAUUUGAACUUUUCAUUCCUGUAUAGAAAAGAGGGGGGUGGGGGUGUACACAAAUAUUUUAUCUGGUUCAUGUGAUCCAAUGUAGACAGUGUUUUUAUUGCUGUGUGCCAAGGAUGAACCAUGUAGGGUGCAUUGUUGCAUACUGGUGUAUUUUGCCAGAUGCAAGCGUGUAAUUACUCGAAUGGCUUGAGCCUAACUGUAGAUAUUUGACAUUUUGCUACAUGCAGUCACUUAUUGAGAUGAACUGUUGUUAAGCACUAUUUGCUUGCAUGUGUUGUACAUAGUUUAGAAUAUUUUAGGACACCUGUCAUUUUGCUCUCAUAAGCUUAAGAAAUCGUCUAGAGCACCACUUUUGGGGAGAUAGUGGAACUGAGCAGUCUAAGCCCUAUGUGAAGCUUUUAAUUGGCUCAUGUUUCUUUUUUUUUUAACAGUUAAUGUACACAUUUUUGGAGUUGCACUGUCUAGUAAUGAGAAACCAUUCGAACAGUGUGAACAGGGCACACCAUAUUGCUUUAGUUUUUAGCGAUAGCAGAAUGGUGUGUUCGACGUUGCAUAUUAGAUUAGAUGUGUAAACACUGUUUUUAGCUGCCACAGCUUGGAUUAAUGCAAAUGUGUAGUGUUCAAGCUUCUUUUCUUUUUUUGCUUAAAGGGACACUAAAGAGAAGUGCUGAAAAAAUGAGAAAAAAUUAAAUUUCUGUUUUACAGCUCAGUGCAUUUAGUGUGGUGAACCUACAAACACAAAAGCAUAAAUAAAGAUGUAGAUAUAUUUU
This is a messenger RNA of Dermacentor silvarum, 1607 nucleotides long. Its product is annotated as ankyrin repeat domain-containing protein SOWAHD-like. The transcript is spliced from 9 exons. Bases 1 to 816 code for a protein of 271 amino acids. Gene Ontology annotation, molecular function: protein binding. The record is from RefSeq and is a predicted model, not a curated record. Lineage: Eukaryota; Metazoa; Arthropoda; Arachnida; Ixodida; Ixodidae.